AUCAAGAGUUCCGUGCAGAAGAAGAUGUGCAGUUUGACCACGCAACAUUUUUUUAUUGAACCAAGAUUAGAUUUAUGGAUGUGACUACGAUGCUCAAUUACAAAAAGGACACGAACCACCACCAUCAGAGUGUUCAUCUCCGCUCUUGUUAACACAGAAGUUCCUAAAAUGAUGGGGAUGCUUUUCAUUUCCUUUCUUUCUGUUGGCUUGAUUUUCUGUACCUGCAUCUGUAUCCGAUACCCCCUUUUCAUCGCCAUGUUUUUCGUAGAGAAGCUACGGAAGAAUGGUAAUGGGUAUCCACCAGCAGUAGGCACCUUGAUCGACGAGAUCAGGCAUUACAACCGGCUGUACGACUACCACACAGAGCUCUCCAGCAAGCUCAAAACUUACAGAAUACUCUAUCCUUUGUUCUCAAACAUCUACACAAGCGAUCCGACAAACAUCGAGCAUAUCCUCAAGAGCAAGUUCUCCACUUACCCGAAGGGAGAGGAAAGCUAUCAAAUCCUAAAAGAUUUUCUUGGUGAUGGGAUUUUUAAUGUUGAUGGUGAUCCUUGGAGAUAUCAAAGGAAGCUAGCAAGUUAUGAAUUUUCAAGGAGAGCAGUUAUGGACUUCAGCAGCAGCGUCUUUCGCUCGAAAGCAGCUGAAUUGGCUCAACAUCUUUCCGUGGUUGCGAGCACGCACAUGGCAAUUGAUAUGCAAGAUCUCCUAAUGCGUACCACCCUGGAGACAAUGUUCAUAAUUGGAUUUGGAGUGGAACCCAGUGGCUUGAUCGGAUCAACUGAAAAAUGGCAGGCAUUUGCAGGUGCAUUCAAUGAUGCCAAUGCUUUCGUCACUAAGCGUUACGCUGAUGUCAUGUGGAAGCUGAAAAGAUUUCUUAACAUCGGAUCCGAAGCUGCUCUCAAGAAGCAUGUCAAACUGAUUGAUGAUCUAGUUUUCAAACUCAUACUUCACAAGAGGGAGCACCAAGGAUCCCCUCUGGAUUCAGAGGGUAAGAAAGAUGACAUCCUAUCAAGGUUCCUGGCAGCAAGCGAGAAGGACCCAGAGCGUAUCACAGACAGGUUUUUGCGCGAUACUAUUUUGAGCUUCAUGCUGGCAGGCAGAGACACCACCUCGGUGACCCUUUCCUGGUUUCUGUACAUGAUCUGCAAGCACCCCUCUGUAGAGCGCAAGAUCCUUAAGGAGAUCAACGACGCAGUGAGCAAUGAAGAUGGUUCGAUAGAAAAUUUUUCUGAAAGUUUAAAUAACACAGCUUUGAAUAGGAUGCAUUACCUGCACGCAGCUCUAGCUGAGACUCUGCGGUUGUACCCUGCAGUUCCAUUGGAUGGAAAAGAAUGUACUGAAGAUGGCACUCUACCAGAUGGCUUUAAAGUGAGAAAAGGAGAUAUUGUCAAUUACCCAAUCUAUGCAAUGGGUAGGAUGACAUAUCUUUGGGGUAAUAAUGCGGAUCUGUUCCAGCCUGAAAGAUGGAUAGAGGAUGGAAUUUUCAGGCCGGAGUCUCCCUUCAAAUUCACAGCUUUUCAGGCAGGACCUCGCAUAUGUCUAGGCAAGGAAUUUGCUUACCAACAGAUGAAGAUAAUUGCUGCAACCCUGCUCUAUUUUUACAAGUUCAAAUUGGAGGAUGAGCAACAAGAAGUAAGAUACAGAACCAUGCUUACCCUCCACAUUGAUCAAGGCCUAAGCCUUCAUGUCUUUCCAAGAAAAUAGAAGCACAGAAGAGCCGCUUCUUCAUCCAACUGGUCAAUAUGCUACUUUUGUUCUACUGAUGCAGCUUAGUAGAAUGUAGCCUUUAAUGUAAAUUUUAUCAACAAAAUUGGAAAAAUGGGUUUUAUUGUGCUGA
Nymphaea colorata (pocket water lily) is the source of this 1837-nucleotide messenger RNA. Its product is annotated as cytochrome P450 704C1-like. The transcript is spliced from 6 exons. The coding region runs from base 169 to 1704 and encodes 511 amino acids. Gene Ontology annotation, molecular function: iron ion binding; heme binding; monooxygenase activity. The record is from RefSeq and is a predicted model, not a curated record. NCBI's taxonomy places the organism in Eukaryota, Viridiplantae, Streptophyta, Magnoliopsida, Nymphaeales, Nymphaeaceae.